CUAGCACAUCCCCGACAACACUUACCAACUCAAAAGAAACCACCACGAGAUCAUCAGAAACCACGAUAACCACAGAUCACCGCUCCAUUUCCCCAACAGAAAAUACUAACACCUCUUCAGCAGAAACCAUUAAAUCAAGUAAUGUCACCACGUCAGCGGGCACCACCAUGACCCCAAAUGUCACCCCCACAAUCUCAGUGGAAACCACCACUACCCUGGAUGUCACCACCUCAACAGAAACUGCAAUGACAUCUGAUGUAACAACCACCAGGUCAGUGGAAUCUACUAUGAGCACAGAUCACACCACCGUUACCUCGAGCAAAACCACCCUGUCCUCACAUGUCACCACCUCAGCAGAAACUGCAACUUCAGGUGAUGUCACCACGUCAGCAGGCACCACCAUGACUCCUAAUGUCACCCCCACAGUCUCAGUGGAAACCACCAUUAGCCCGGAUGUCACCACGUCAACAGAAGCUGCCAUAACAUCUGAUGUGAGAACCACCACGUCAAUGGAAUCCACUAUGAGCACAGAUCACACCACCAUUACCUCGAGAGAAACCACCCUGUCCUCACAGGUCACCACCUCAGCAGAAACUGCAACUUCAGGUGAUGUCACCACGUCAGCAGGCACCACCAUGACUCCUAAUGUCACCCCCACAAUCUCAGUGGAAACCACCAAUACCCCGGAUGUCACCACGUCAGUGGAAAUGACCAUGACAUCUGAUGUAAAAACCACCACGUCAGUGGAAUCCACUAUGAGCACAGAUCACACCACCGUUACCUCGAGCGAAACCAGAGAAACUGAAACUUCAGGUGAUGUCACCACGUCAUCAGGCACAACCAUGACCACUAAUGUCACCCCCACAAUCUCAGUGGAAACCACCACUACCCCGGAUGUCACCACCUCAACGGAAAGUGCCAUGACAUCUGAUGUAACAAACACAACGUCAGUGGAAAGUGCCAUGACAUCAGAUGUAACAACCACCACGUCAGUGGAAUCCACUAUGAGCACAGAUCACACCACCAUUACCUCGAGAGAAACCACCCUGUCCUCACAUGUCACCACCUUAGCAGAAACUGCAACUUCAGGUGAUGUCACCACGUCAGCGGGCACCACCAUGACCCCUAAUGUCACCCCCACAAUCCCAGUGGAAACCACCACAACCCUGGAUGUCACCAAGUCAGUGGAAAGUGCCAUGACAUCAGAUGUAACAACCACCAC
Molecule: messenger RNA, 1222 nt
Organism: Pelodiscus sinensis (Chinese soft-shelled turtle)
Lineage: Eukaryota; Metazoa; Chordata; Testudines; Trionychidae
Source: RefSeq, a predicted model, not a curated record